UGGCAGAACUCCCAAGAUAAGUAGGAAACUAACAAAAUCAACUCAGCAACUGUGCUGAAAUCACCAGCCUCACUCGCUUGUGAUGGUGUCUCCGGUGAUUGCCCUGGCCUUCCUCCCCUUCAUUGUCACUCUGCUGAUCCGAUACCGGCACUACCUGAUGCUGCUGUACCGGGCAGUGCUGGUGGCCUGGCUGCGGGACCGGCUCACCGGCACCUCGCGGGAGCAGCGUGCCUUCCAGUACCUGCUGGCCCAUGCCAUCCCUGGGGACCCCCACCACAUCCUCCAGACCUUCGAUCAGUGGUGCUACCACUGUGAGCACCUCAGCUGUGUGGGGCCUGAAAAAGGGCGGAUCGUGGAGCGGGUGCUGUUGGAGCGGGCACCACUGCGGGUGCUGGAGCUGGGCACGUACUGUGGCUAUGGCACCGUGCUGCUGGCACAAGGGCUGCCCCCAGGUGCCCGCCUCUACACCAUCGAGGGGGACCCCCGACAUGCUGCCGUGGCUGAGAAGGUCAUCCGCCUGGCCGGCUUCAGCGAGCAGACGGUGGAGCUGAUCGUGGGCCCCUCAGAGGAGGUGAUACCCCACCUGCGGGAGAAGCAUGGCCUGAUGAAAGCCGACUUGGUCUUCAUGGAUCACUGGAAACGCUGCUACCUGAGGGACCUACGGCUGCUGGAGAGCCACCAGCUGCUGGCUGAGGGGGCCACCAUCCUUGCUGAUAAUGUCCUCUUCCCUGGGGCACCCCACUUCCUGCAGUACGCCAAGACCUGCGGCAAAUACCACUGCAAGGUGCACCGCGCCAGCCUGGAGUACUUCCGCGCCAUUCCUGAUGGUAUUGCCGAGCUCCGCUACACCGGUACCUGCUGAGCAGGCGGCAAGCUCCUGCCUCGUAGUGGCCACGGUUACUGCGGGAGUACCAGGUCCCCAACCCCCCGCCUCGGCCUCAACAUGGGCUCUGGAGGAAACACGGUGGCUGCUGUGGUCUGUGGUGGGGUGCAGUGGGUGGUAAUGACGUGGCUCAUUCCCUGUAGUGCUCCUGCCUGCACUGCACAGGAAGGUCUGCCAGUCACCCCAGUGGAUGGUGGGGAGCAGCCCUGCACUUGCCUGGGUGGCACCCCCUGCCUGCCCUGGUGGCCUCACACAGAUUUGGGGU
Molecule: messenger RNA, 1148 nt
Organism: Corvus hawaiiensis (hawaiian crow)
Lineage: Eukaryota; Metazoa; Chordata; Aves; Passeriformes; Corvidae
Gene: TOMT
Product: transmembrane O-methyltransferase
Exons: 3
Coding region: 83-862 (259 amino acids)
Biological process (GO): dopamine metabolic process; catecholamine catabolic process; developmental process
Molecular function (GO): catechol O-methyltransferase activity
Source: RefSeq, a predicted model, not a curated record